CAAAACGGGGCCGUUAUGCUCCCGAAACACAACCUAGGGUUUAUCUAGGAUUUUACAGAAGAAAGAAACGAAAUCCUUCUUCCCGGAAUACCCCUCUCCCCCCUCCCUUCUCCCUCAUCCCAGCCAUGAGACGAGCUUCAUCUCGCCUCCUCUCCGUCCUCACCAAACCCCAUCCCCACACCCGAAAUCUUCCCAAACUUCUCUCUCCCAAACCGCUCCCUUCGAAUCCCUCACCCAUUUCCAACCUCUUCCCUAAAACUCAUCCCCCGAUCCCGUUCCCCAGAUGCCGCUCCCGCUUUCUCCAAACCCUUUCCGAGGACGCCUCUCCUCCUCCCCUCUCCUCCCGGCAGCGCAAGCUCAAGGAAAAAUCCGACCUUGAGGAGGCCUUCGAGUCCGCCACCACCACGGACGACAUCCUCGCCUCCUUCGAAGCCUUGGAGUCCGCCCUUGACGAGAGCGACAAGAGGCUUGGCCUCGCCUGCCUCAAGGUCGGGCAGCAUCUCGACUCCAUUGGUUCCGAGGACCAUGAGAAUAUCCUUGGCUUUGGCCUCAGGGCUCUCAAGAUCCUCGACAAAGAUGGCGAAAGCUCCAUCUCUGUCGCCAUGGCGCUCCACCUGGUCGGCUCGGCCAGCUACAACCUCAAGAGGUUCAAUGAUAGCUUGGGGUUCUUGAAUCGGGCCAAUCGGAUUCUUGGCAAGUUGGAAAGAGAUGGUUCGAGCGAAUUCGAUAUCCGGCCGGUGAGCCAUGCAGUCCAGAUUCUGCUCGCCAACACGAAAACGGCGAUGGGUAGAAGAGAGGAGGCUCUGCUCAAUCUUAGAAGGUGUUUGGAGCUUAAAGAAUCGAUCUUGGAGCCAGAUAGUAGGGAACUGGGCGUUGCCUAUCGGGAUUUGGCAGAAGCUUAUGCUGCAGUGUUGAACUUUAAGGAAGCUCUGCCGCUGUGCUUGAAGGCAUUGGAGAUUCAUGGGGCACAGUUGGGGCAGAAUUCGGUGGAGGUAGCUCAUGAUCGGAGGCUUCUUGGGGUUAUCUAUACGGGUUUGGAGGAGCAUGAGAGGGCCUUGGAGCAGAACGAUCUCUCCCAGAAGAUUUUGAAGAACUGGGGCAUGGGUUCUGACUUGCUCAAUGCCGAGCUGGAUGCUGCCAAUAUACAGAUUGCUUUGGGGAAGUACGAUGAAGCCAUCAACACUCUAAAAGGGGUAAUUCAGCAGACUGACAAGGAGAGUGAGACUCGGGCAUUGGUGUUUGUCUCGAUGGCUAAAGCAUUGUGUAACCAGGAGAAGUUUGCAGAUGCAAAGAGGUGUUUGGAGAUCUCUUGUGGUAUUCUUGAAGAGAAGGAAUUGGUCUCUCCUGAUUACGUUGCUGAGGCAUACGUGGAGAUAUCAACGUUGUAUGAGACUAUGAAUGAGUUUGGGACUGCUAUUUCUUUGUUGAAGAGAAGUCUUGCGAUGAUUGAGAGAAUUCCACAAGAGCAGCAUAUGGAGGGGAAUGUCUCGGCAAAGAUUGGCUGGUUGCUUCUCCUGACUGGUAAAGUAGAGCAGGCUGUUCCAUACAUGGAAAGUGCUGCUGAGAGGUUGAAGGAGAGCUUUGGGCCAAAGCACUUUGGGGUGGGAUAUAUCUAUAAUAAUUUGGGAGCAGCAUACAUGGAGAUGGAGCGGCCGCAGACAGCUGCACAGAUGUUCGCACUUGCAAAGGACAUCAUGGAAGUUUCGCUGGGGCCACACCAUACAGAUACCAUUGAGACAUGUCAGAGCCUUGCAAAUGCAUAUAGUGCAAUGGGAAGCUAUGCCCUUGCAUUAGAAUUCCAGCAACAAACUGUUGAUGCAUGGGCGAACCAUGGUCUGAGUGCCAAGGAUGAGCUUCGAGAAGCUACUCGGCUUCUCGAGCAGAUAAAGAAAAAGGCUUUCGAAUCUAUGUCUAAUGCAGUUUCUCAGGAGGCUCUACCUCUGUCUCAUGGAAGUGAUGCUGUUCCUUCCAAACUUGAGCAACAUUGAUGACAAGUACUUUUGGCAGGUGUGAUUCUCAACCAUAGUUUUUGCAGAUGAGAUUCUAAACCACAUUUUACUCAGCGAUCAUGCAUCUAACUGAGAGCAUGAUGAUGGGUCCGAGGUGUACCAGCUGGUGGAAAAGGUUUCUCGGGUCAGAUUAAAACAAGCAUAUUUCAAGUGCUCAUAAAAGUGCAGAAAAUAAGAUGUUCAACAGGCACCAAUACCUUAUGAUUCCAGCAGUGAGCACUGUUAAAAUGUUGCAGAAUCAAGACAGACUAUCAAAGAAUGUGAUGGGCAUUGCAGGUCAGUGUUGAGUUGUAAAUGAUGUUCUCACUGAUUGAAUCGAAUUCAAUACUUAGGAGUUGAAUAAGUUAGUGCCUGAGUAGUACUGAAGGGACAAAAAACUCCAGAAUGCUCAGGUUUUGUAUUUGAAAAUUGCUUUCCUCAAGUGAGAUUUUCAAUAUAUACAAGUGCAGGUGUAGGUGAUAUAUGUGGAGUGGUCAUCAAGUUUUGCUGGCACAUUUUCUCUCUGUCCGCUUAAAGGCGACAUGUCUCUGAGCCUGUUUGGGUUGUUUCUGAUAGUUUGACAUUGCAUGAGUUAAUUGGUCUGUAUCUAGAUAUACUCUUUGUGGCCCAUGAAAGAUUUUGUAACUGCA
Molecule: messenger RNA, 2638 nt
Organism: Elaeis guineensis (African oil palm)
Lineage: Eukaryota; Viridiplantae; Streptophyta; Magnoliopsida; Arecales; Arecaceae
Product: protein KINESIN LIGHT CHAIN-RELATED 2
Molecular function (GO): protein binding
Source: RefSeq, a predicted model, not a curated record